GAAGAAGACUCCGAACGCAGUAGGGGUUGGACCAAAGUCUACAACCAAUCAAAACCUUCCAUCAGUUUGAACGAGAAGCGCUUCGCCAACCUUAUUAGUGUUAUCCACUGUUCUUAGCACACUUUUAAAAUUUUAACAUUCAGAUGGCAACUUUACUUAUUGGCGAAUGACAUAUUCAUUGAAAUAGUCGCCGGUCAUUUAAGUUUACCUUUGGGGAAUAAAAAGAAAACCAAAAACACAAGAUGAGUGUGUUUGGUCAAAGUAAACCGGUGUAUCUGAAGACCUAUGGCAAACAGAAGCACAGAGUGGAACAAUGGUUCUCUCCCGACCUGAGAAAGAAAGCGUUCUCCUUCUCCAGUACACCAUCAUCUGAUCAGUCUAUCCCAGAGCUCACUUCCAAGAAACGAAAGAACAACAAAAAAAGCACAGCUUCAACCAGUUCCAAGACUUUGCGCAUGGCAAAGCAGAAAGCUAUGAAAGCCUUGAAAGAACUGGAGAGUGAGGAAAGUAUUUUUAUUCCAGGAACAGCUCCCAGGAGGAAACCAAGCACCAAACUAAUUAAGAAGACUGCAGUCACAAGCACAUCACCCGGCAGUGGGUUCACAUCCAGCAAGGAGGAACAAGCCAGUCAGUACACAAUGAAGAUGAGAAAAAAACAGCCAGUUCUCAGCAACAGUGAGAAUGAGAGUGACUCGUUUGUCACAAAGAAUAAAUGUUCAAAUGCCUUUAGGCAGAAUGCUUCUUCAAAGUUCAAACAUAUAAAGCAAGAAUCAGUUGGUCUGCCCCAUGUGGACAGAUUCGUCACACAGCGCAAGAGAGUGCUCCGCAAGCGCACUUUUGAACAGAGUCUUGGAAUUUCCAGCAACACCUUGAAUACAUCAAAAGACUUUAUUUGUGGUGUUCCUUCAUUUUCUCAUUAUGUGACAAAUCGCAAAAAGCCCACCACUCAGCAGGAGUCAGAAACUAAGCCAUCUGUAGUGUUUCACAGUGGCACACACCGUCAUUCAGGCACAGUUUUAUGUGAAGUCUCAUUUAACGAUGUUGACGAGCGGUUGAUGUCCUGUAAACGCCCACUGCUGUGCAGUACACCAUCCCUGGUUUCUAAACGGAGCCUACACUGCCUUGAGCCCUCUAUCAGUGAGAUCUCAUCCUUUAGCUGUGAUGAGUUGGACAAGCCUCCUCCAAUAAAUGGAAGCACAGCCAAUGGUCUAAUGAGCAAACCAUGGAAACAUGGCACGCUGCAGAAGAUCAAACAAUGUGCAAAGCACACCCCAAAUAUUGAGACAGCGCAACAGAUAGAGGAGCAUGCAAAGUGUGCAAAUGCGCAAUCACAGCUGAGACUGGAGAAACGUCAGACACGCUCAAGUAUUGAAUUUGUGUCCGCUCAGCCACAUCUGAAGCAGUUGAAAGAGAGGGCUGUCGUCAUGCUGGAGGAGCUAGACCAAAGUGAUGAUAGGAAACAAGAGGUAGAGAAAACAUGUUCUCCCAGAAUGGAGGCAGGUCCUGCCACUUCAGUGACUGCUAUACCAAGCUGCCAUGGCAAGCAAACCUGUCACAUGUCUUCAGAUUAUGCCAUGUCUGACGCCAGUACCCAAGCUCUCCAUCUAACCUCUUCACUCAGCCCAUCUUCCUUUUUAUCUGUUUCUUCUCUUUCUGCAUCUCCAACUCAUGAGCUCAGCAGUUCACUCCAAAUGCAGAUUGAUCGUCUUAAGGUAGAGUGCCUGUCCUCUUGCCUCACUGUCUGCCUCCAGCGUCUGAACCUGAACGCCAUCUGCCAGGCCCAUCAGGAGGUAAUAGAGACCCAUAAGGCCCAGGUUGCCUCUCCACUUUCUUUACAUACCAAAAGAGGCCAAAAUGCCAGGAACUUGAAGAAUUGUCCCUGCUCGGACACUGAAUCAGCAGAGCAAUCAUCUGGUAGUGAAGUGCAGACUGGGGGGCUAGUUAGACGGCUGUCUGCCUCAUUAAUGCUAUCUGCCAUCUCCCCUGCACCUAUUACAGCUCCCAGUAAAAUGCCAGUGGCAAAAGAACAUAAUGGUCUUUGUACCAGCCGUAAAGUAUGUGUGAGCGGCCUGAAUUCUAGCCGGUGGUCAAAGAGAGGUAUGGGUGAGCAAAACAGAAAGCAGAGGCAGAAUGAAACUAGGACUAAACCAGGAGACUGCUCAUCCAAUGACCUGCUGCCCACUGGAGCUGAUUCAUAUAUGGGGGAAUCUGCUUGUGGCUGGCUACAGAGCAGCAGAGUGGGUGGAUUGCCUAAGACCCCUCUCCGUGUAGAACUUCUGAACCUUUCCUCCUUUCUGACCAGCUUCACUCCAGACUCACUCACAACACACACCUGGGGGCGCCUCAAAGCUGCACUGUCCAUACACAAGAAGAAGACAGCAUUUACAACUCCUCAACGGCUGGCUCUAUCCAGUAUCAAGCAUCCAGGGCUGGUGGACACCAGUCUAGAGCUGUUUGGCACCCCAGUAUCUAAUCAAGCUUCUUCUCACCUGCCCCGGUCCAGCAUAACCAAUACCUCCAUGAUUUCUUGUAAUGAAGACAUCAGUGAUGCUGAGAAAGUGUAUCAGGAGUGUCAGCAGGAAAGCCCCCUUUUCUUUGAUGAUUGCAUUCCUCCAGAAUGCAUGGAACACUGCAUUAAGAUUGGAGAGGGCACAUUUGGAGAGGUGUUCUCAAUGGUCAACGAUGCCAGUCAGACCGUGGCUCUUAAAAUUAUUCCAGUGGAAGGCCAUCAGAAAGUCAAUGGUGAACCACAGAAAACAUUUGGUGAAGUUCUUCAUGAAAUUAUUAUUUCCAAGGAGCUAAGUGCACUCAACUCCAGGGAGCACAACAGAACAAAUGGUUUCAUCGGCCUCAUUAAUCUUCACUGUGUGCGUGGGUGCUAUCCCAGUGCUCUGCUCAAAGCGUGGGACAAGUUUGACCAAGAAAAGGGAUCUGAGAAUGACAGACCUGAUUUCUUUGGUAAGGAGCAGCUCUUUCUGAUCCUGGAGUUUGAGUUUGGAGGCAGUGAUUUGGAGAAUAUGAAUGGAAAGCUCACAUCUAUGGCCCAAGCUAAAAGUGUGCUGCACCAGGUUACUGCUGCACUGGCUGUUGCUGAAGAGGCACUUUGCUUCGAACACAGAGACCUGCAUUGGGGAAAUAUUCUGGUGAAAAAUACUAAACAGAAGUUUAAUCAGUUUAUUCUGAAUGGCUCAGUACACUCCAUAGAGGCACGAGGAGUUCAUGUUAACAUUAUAGACUAUUCACUCUCACGUCUUGAGAUUGAUGGCCUAACAGUGUCCUGUGAUAUAGCAAAUGAAGAAGAGUUAUUCAUGGGCCAGGGUGACUAUCAGUUUGAAAUCUACCGUCUGAUGAAGAAAGAGAACAAUAACUGCUGGGCAGACUAUAACCCUCACUCCAACGUACUGUGGCUACACUAUCUGGCAGAUAAGCUUUUGACUGUGAAGUACAGGAACAAACCGCAGACCAGCCAGCAGAAGGCCUUGAAGAGCAGCCUCAAGUCCUUUCACUCCGAGAUACUCAAUUACAAUUCAGCCAAAGAUGUCCUCUUGCACUCUACUCUAUUUCAGUGACCACCAACUUGUGCUGAUUUGUUUUUAAUCAGUGCUGUCGGGCCUGUUUACAUUGUUUACAUUGUAAACUGAUGCAAUUAUUUGUAAAAAGAUUUGAAUAGCAAAUAAAGAAAAGGUUUCAUUUCUCAAAAUAAUUUGUAUACAUUAUAAUGGGGAACAUAGUGCAAAACAGAAAUGCAGUAGCAUGAUACACAGGACUAAAUAAAGUGCAAAUACUUGAGCGUGAGACAAGAGCAAAAUGUACAAUUAAUACGCAGGACAGUGCAUACUAACUAAAUAAAAUGGAAGAAACCAGUGCAAACAGUUGUCUGUAAACUGUAGAUUCUACCAUAUCAUGCAAUUGGGUACAAAAAGGAGAAAAGUGCUGCAGCAAGUAAAAAGUUUCCUCCAGUGUCCAGGAAACUUCAGGUAUGCAUACAACUGAUGAGUGUAUAAUGCAAGAUUUAAGAGUAUGUCAUAUGUACAGGAAUUCUUACUGUCUUAAGAAAUUCCAUGUCCUGUUCUGCGAAUCUUUCCAGCAACCUCUGACAUACUUUAAACAGGACGUACAGAAAACACAAAAACAUAAAUUACAAAUAGUGCAAAAAAGUGUAAGAGAAAGUGUAUACAUGCAUUGUAAACAUGAGCCGUUCAUGUGCAAUACAAAGUGUAUAUGUGCAACAUAAACAUGUGAAAAGGCCUCCAGAGGUAGGCUGAGCAGUGGUCCAUGGUGAUGUUCUCAUUUGUAAAUAUGUGUGUGGGAUAAGGCAGGGUGUGGUAAAGCCCAAGAUCAGAGGGCGAACUGUCUGCUGUGUUGGGGGGACGGGUAGUGGAUGAGAUUCAUUCACAAGCCUGAUGGCCUGUGGAUAAAAAAAAUUUCAGACUUGUUCUUGCUUUUGCACUUUUGUAGUAUCUGCCUGUUCACACAGGCUUGUGAAUGGUAGGAGUGUGAAUAGGCUGUGUUGGGGAUGGCUAUUGUCCUUAAUGAGGAUGUGGGCCCUCCUGAUGACCCUGGCCUGGUAGAGGCUUUCCAGUGUUGGUAAGGCUGUUCCCUUACCAAGAGAUGGUUUGGGCAGCUCUCAUCAGAGGAUAUUCACCCAGCUUUUUUACUUUAUAGCAAACAAACAAAUUGCAAAUAUGACACAAAAAAGGUUUUGUCCAAUAGCUUAACAUUAUGGCUUUGUGAAACAUACAUUAAAAAAAAAAUUUUUUUUUAUUAAUGGCAUGUCUUUUUCCAAAUCAAGUAGAGGAAAAAAGUAUGGAAUCACUCAAUGUUGAGGAAAAAAUUAUGGAAUCAUCUUUUAAUUUCCAUUUCUAAAACAAAUACUGGGACAAGUCUAAAAUGGCAAGACUAUAGAGAACUUUAAAAAUGCCCUCUGUUUGCUAAAUGAUAAGUGAAAUACCUAUCUGCAUGUAGGACAUGGGACAUACUCUGCAAUUGAUUUGACCCUAUGUGAACCUGAAUUAUUGCUUGACAUCUCCUGGCAAAGAUGGGAAGAACUAUGUGGGAGCAAUUGCUUCAGACAGGCAACAGACAGGCAACAAAGAGCACAAAGAUGGCAGCUUAAAAAAAAGCUAACUGGCCUUAAUUUCAGACCCUUUGCCAGGAGAAAAUUAAGAUAGAGCCUCAGUAUAUCCAGGACCCAAUAAGGUCGUUCACUGAUAAUCUAAUAUCAGUCACAGGUGACGUUAUCCCAAAGACAUCAGGAAAACCAAAUCGAAGAUGUAAUCUUUGGUUUGAUGAAAACUGUAAAACGGCUGUUGAGGCCUGUAAAAAAGCAGAAAGGAUUUUUAACCGACACCCAACAACAGAGAAUCUAACCAAGUUCAAAAUAUGUAGAGUACAGACCUGAAGAGUCAUCAGUGCAACAAAGAAACAAAGUUGUAUUCAAUUGGUAUCAAGCCUAACACUAAAUACACCAGCAAAGAAGGUUUGGGGUAUGAUGCUCCAGAUGAAGGGCAAAGUAAGCAGAUCAAAAAUGCCUCAAACAUCAAGGUAUUCACCAGAAAACAUGAAAUAGCAAACAAGCGAGCAGAGACAUUCAAAAAGAACUCCUCAACACAAAACUCCCCCGCACAAUAUACAGUAUGUACAGCAAGAAAAGAAACAACUUGAGUUCUACUCAGACAAUACAGAACAAUAUAACCAGCCCUUCUCAAUGACAGAACUCAUGAACGCCAUAAAGAAGUCCCAUGAUACUGCCACUGGGCCAGACAAGAUUCACUAUCAGUUUAUAAAGCAACUUCCCUAUAGUGCUCUGUCUAUGCUUCUUAAAAACUUACAUGUAGUCUGGACAUCAGGACAGCCUCCUGGCUAGAAGCAGUAAUCAUACCCAUACCUAAACCAGGCAGGGACCACAAUGACCCCAACAGUUGCUGCCCUAUAGCCCUGACUAGUUGUCUUUGUAAAACCAUGUGGAGGAUGGUUUAUAAUCAUCUUGUCUGGAAGCUAGAAACUGACAAUCAAAUAAGUAGACUUCAGUGUGGUUUUAGACAGGGUAAGAGCACACUUGAUCACCUUGUUAGACUGGAAUCUUUGUUAAAAAAAAGAACAUUCUGUUGCUGUUGUUUUUUUAUCUAGAGAAAGCAUAUGACGCAACAUGGAAGUAUGGCAUUUUAAAAGACUUGCACCAAAUGGGUUUUAGGGGGUGUCUGCCCAUUUUACGCUCCAAUUUUUUAUCCUGUACACAUUUUAAAUUCAGGGUAGGCUCUACCAUAUCAAACUUACACACAUGAAAACUGGGAGUACCUCAGGAAGCACUCUUUUUCAUUUUAGUAUUAAAAUCAACAGUAUUGUGAAUGUGAUUGAGUCUAAUAUAUUGCACAGACUUUAUGUUAACAAUCUCUGUAUUUGCUGCAAGGGAAAAAAUAUGAAUACCAUUGAACAACAACUACAACUAUGCAUAAAUAAAACCCCUGUGUAGUCAGUCAAUAAUGGGUUCAACUUUCCUAAAACAAAAACUAUCUGUACACACUUCUGCCUACUGCAAUCUCUACAUCAUGAGCCAGAGUUGUACAUACUUGGAGAUUAGUCUUCCAGUCUUCAACUGGACAGUUUUGGUGAGUUUGUGCUCACAAACCAUCAAACUUUGAGAAGGAUGGGCUACAACAGCAGAUGACCACAUCAGGUUCCACUCCUGUCAGCCAAGAACAAGAAUCUGAGAUUAUCAUGGGCACACACUCUCAGUCUUCGAGAUUAGUCUUCCAGUCUUCAACUGUCCAGUUUCUGUGAGUCUGUGCAUGAUGUGGACUUCUGCUGUUGUAGCUCACCCACAACAAGGUUUGAUGUGUUGUACAUUUGAGAUGCUUUUCUGCUUACCACGGUUGUAACAAGUGCUUAUUUGGGCAUUCAAUGUGUCAUUGACUACAGGCAGAAAUAUCACCUCACAUGUAUGAGUGACACCUCUCUACCAGCCACACUGAAUGAAUUCUAUGCAUGAUUUGAAGCAACUAACUCCAGGAAGAUGAUCAAGUCUACCCCUCCACCAGGUGCUGUCUGUUUCUACAAGUGAUGUUUGGAGGACCCUCCUCAGGGUGAACCCACACAAAGCCAGCAGACUAGUUGGUAUCUCAAGUUGCGUACUCAAGGUAUGUGCCCACCAACUAGCAGAUAUUUUUCUGGACAUCUUCAACAUUUCCCUUGAGCAGGCAGUCAUCCCUGUGUGCUUUAAAUCUGUCUCAUCACCCUGGUGCCUAAGAGGUCUACAGUGUCUUGCCUCAAUGACUACCACCUGUCACAUUCACCCCUGUGGUCAUGAAGUGUUUUGAAAUACUGGUCAUGGCUCACCUCAAAGCACUCAUCCCACCCACACUGGACCCUCAACAAUAUGCAUACAGACAUAAUUGCUCCAUAGGUGAUGCAUUCACAAUUCACCUGGCCCUCUCACACUUGGAAAACAAAGACAAGCAUCCCACAGACACUUAUUGAAAAACUGUCAGCACUUGGACUAAGCACAUCAGUGUGCAAUUGGAUACUUGACUUCCUGAGCAACAGACCACAGGUUGUAAGCAUCAACACACAGACCUCUCAACCCACAGGGCUGUGGACUGAGUCCACUGUUAUACACCCUGCAGAUUCUUGACUGCAUUGGAAAACACAGUUGUGGGGCUCAUCAGCAACAAUGAUGAGACAGCAUAUAGGGAUGAAGUGAACCAACUCAUAGCCUGGUAUGAUUCCAACAAUCUCUCCCUGAAUGUUAACAGGACAAAAUAAUUGUUGACUUCAGAUGCACCAAGGCCAUUAUUCAUCAAUGGCACAGAAGUUGAAACAAUGCAGAACUUAAAAUUUCUGGGCCUGUAUGUCUCCAAAUAUGGUCACUGAACACCUCCUCCUUAGUAAAGAAGGCCUAACAGAACCUGUAUUAUCUAAGGAGGCUGAAGAGAGCUGGCAUGCCCUGCUCCAUCCUCACUGGUUUCUACAGAUGUCAUUAAGAGUGGACUCACCAGCUGUAACACUGUCUGGUAUGGAAACUGCUCAGCAUCUUACAGGAAAGCCCUGCAGUGGGUAGUGAAGAUGGCACAGCACAUCACUGAUGCCUACCUUCCUGGCAAUGAGGACAUUGACAUCACAAGGAGUGUGAGGAAGGCAACUUCCAUCUGGAAAGAACCCUCUCAUCCAUCCUACAACUGGUUUAAGCACCUCCCCAUCAGGGAAGAGGCAAAGAAGUAUUUAGGCCAGAGCGUCCAGACUCAGGAACAGUUUUCCCCACAAGCAGUCAAACUUCUGAACAGCCAUGUCUAACUGUGAACACCCCCUCCACCUCAUAUUUAUUGUCUGUAUUUACUGUCUUUUAGUCCUUGUCAAUGUCUACUACAUUUUGCAUGGUAGUUUCCUGAAGUUACUGUGUUUUGUUUUUAUUCAUUGCCAUGUAAUGUGCUAAAAAGACAAUAAAUAUGACUUUGACUCAUAUGUAUUGCGGUGGUAAUUGGAUAAUCCAUAGAUCUAUUUUGGCGGUUGGCAAAUGAAAGUAGGUCUAGUGUAGUUGGGAGCAUGGAGCAGAUCUUGUCUUUGAUGUAUCUCCCGAAGCACUUACUGAUGAUGGGAGUAAGAGUCAGGGCAAAUCACAAUGCAGCUCUGGUUUUAAAAUCCGUUAUGGUCUGCAAUCCUUGCCACAGGCUCCGUGCAUUACAGGUGUUGAACUGAGCUUCCACUUUGUCUCUGUAUGCAAACAUGGCUGUUUUGAUGGUCUUGCAGUUAACUGGCUGAUGGUCUUGAAUAUAACUGAAUUCCUCUCCAUUCCCAGAGACAAAA
Molecule: messenger RNA, 8799 nt
Organism: Pangasianodon hypophthalmus (striped catfish)
Lineage: Eukaryota; Metazoa; Chordata; Actinopteri; Siluriformes; Pangasiidae
Gene: haspin
Product: histone H3 associated protein kinase
Exons: 18
Coding region: 243-3569 (1108 amino acids)
Biological process (GO): mitotic cell cycle; protein phosphorylation; intracellular signal transduction
Cellular component (GO): nucleus; cytoplasm
Molecular function (GO): ATP binding; histone H3T3 kinase activity
Source: RefSeq, a predicted model, not a curated record